AUGGUGAGCAAAGAGGACACCACAUACGUUGUUUUUUCAAACUCAGAUGACUCAGAUUCAGAGACAGGCCAAUCACACCUUGAAACGCAGUCCGGACCAGAAUCAGGCAAGCCGCAGGUAAAGAAGAGAAACAAGGCCCUACAAGUGCGUUUUAAAGAUAUCUGUGAAGCUCAGAAUGAGAAUCGGGGGAGACACUCCAGAUCCAUUUCCUGCAAAGUGACUCACAGAAAAUACAUGACCAUGCCUGCCAGACGCUCCAUUCCAAAUGUGACCAAGAGUACUGGUGUCCAGACCUCACCAGACCUCACUAAGCGAUACAAGACUUUCCCUUUCGAGAGGAAAAAGGGACAUACAUUUAAACACACUGCUUUGGUGGAAGAUUACAGAGGACAGAACAAUGGAUUUUUGAGUGAUAUAAAGACGACAGGAGAGGACGGACUACCUCUCGAAGAGUCGUCUAAGUACAAGGGUAAGAUUGUGGGACAGACAAAAGCACUGCUUCACCACACUGAUGACAGCAGUGAUACAGAGGAUUUGCUUUCCAGUGCCAACUGUGUUGAUGGACCCUCAUGCCCAGAAUCGCAUUUCUCUGAAGAGGGCCAUCCAAGCAGCCCUCCUUCUAAAAGUGAACAAGAGUACCAGGUUUGUGGGACAAGGACCAAACACAAAGGAUUACCCAAAGAAGGCGUGGAUGCUGGCACGUCCUCAAAGCGACAGCUUGCUAACUCCGAGUUUUCACAGGAAAAGUCAAAAGGAAUGGGCCCCGUUGCGUGGAACACCUUAACACAGGUGGAGUCUUUAGGAAGCCCCUCUAUGAGCUGUAAGCGGAAAAAAGGCACACAGUUAAACAAACAGCAGUCACAGACACUUCCCCAUAGUGCCAAAUGUUCUGUACAGUCACAAGGGCAGUGUCGGACAAGACAUGUGUCAGCCUCCUCUAAACUCCAGCAAACAGUCGGGGGUGAUGAGGGCUUUCCUCUAGGAGACACGAGAGCCCCAGGCAUGGGGAGCAGCCAGCAGAUAAUGCCCUUAUCUGGAGACAAGGAUAUCAAAGCACAGCUGCAGGCCAUGGAGAACCUCAUCAGCUCGAGCCAGGAAACCAUCAAGGUCCUACUUGGAGUUAUUCAGGAGCUAGAGAAAGGCGAAGCACAGAGAGAGGGGCUCUCCUACCGAACAGGACAAGACACAGCAAAUUGUGACACUUGUCGAAACAGCGCAUGCAUCAUUUACAGUGUGGAGCUGGACUUCAAGCUGCAGGAGGACAAGCUCCAGCCCUUGAUAAAGAGACUGUGCCCCCUGGACAGCCCACAGUGCCCUGCCCUGCCUUACUCCAAUGAAGUGUUCACUUCCACCCCGAAACGCAAGUCCAAGACAGAGUCCAAAAAGCAUGCUCGCUGGAAACGCUGGUUCCUUUGAAUCAAACAUGAAGGCUUUGGAAAACUGCCUUUUUAUCGGGCACAUUAAUACCCCUGUUAUUCUCUAAACGGAUCAGCGGAAUAUUCAGAGGGAGCAAUCAACCCAUGAGGACGGAUAACGACGGACACCGGUUCAUUUGAGUUGAGACUGCAUGUCCAGUCAGCUGAGGGGACAGCAGAGACAAAAAAAGAAAAACAUUUUAAUUCUGUCAAACCUUUUUCUGGCAUGUGUGCUGGAGAGGUGUCGACACACACCUGAGGAAAACUAGAGCAUAUUGCUUGGCAACGAGAGGAGGCGCCAUGUGGAGGGCCUUUUAUGAGUGAAGCUAUAAUCUUUGAAUGGACAUCCGCCCGACCUCCGGCAAAGCACAAACAUUUGACUAUUGACAGGAACAUGCGUAAAAAGACUGAAACAGAGCACAGUACAUGACAGUGUGCUGCUGCUGUUCUUAUAACCCCGUCUCCUCUCCCCCUGAUCCGUUCACAUCCUGCUUAGUUUGUGCAUCUGACUGAACAUCUGCCUGCUUUUGUUAAUAACCCCUGUCUCCUCCCCCUCUCACUCUAUCCCUCCCUUUAUCUCCCUCCAUCCCUUGUUCCGUCUCACUGUGCUAAAACUGUGUCUCUCCCUUUUCUGUUGGCUACACUAACACAUUAUUUUCAGAAUCCAUAUUUUGAUAUAUAAUUUUUUUUUAGCAAAGUAGGCCCCUCCUCUUUAAGCAGGCCCUGAAGAAAA
Molecule: messenger RNA, 2148 nt
Organism: Paralichthys olivaceus (Japanese flounder)
Lineage: Eukaryota; Metazoa; Chordata; Actinopteri; Pleuronectiformes; Paralichthyidae
Gene: insyn2ab
Product: inhibitory synaptic factor 2Ab
Biological process (GO): inhibitory postsynaptic potential
Cellular component (GO): postsynaptic density
Source: RefSeq, a predicted model, not a curated record